UCAAGCCUUACCUCAUCUCUCUGCUGCAUCAACAACCGGCGAGCAAGCCGUCCAACUUGGUAAAGAACAUGUCGCUGUCAUCUAUCCUUUGUGCUGAUGCCGUCGCUUGCGCCAUCAAGGACUGCCAAGCUCCAGACUCCUUCUGCCCCAAGAAGUUUUUCCAGGUGUGUGGUCUUGCUAAGAAGAGCCCCCAGGAUGUGAAGAAAGUUUUCGGCAUCCUCGACAACGACGGAAGCGGCUAUAUCGAGGAGGAGGAGCUCAAGUUUUUUCUGCAGAGGUUUUGUCCCACCGCUCGGGCCCUGUCCGACAAGGAGACCAAGGAAUUCCUGAACGCCGCUGAUGACGACAGCGACGGCCGCAUCGGAGUCGACGAAUUCCAAGCUAUGGUCCUCUCCUAAACAUGUCGGACCCCUUUCUCAGCUGUCCAUCAUUUUACAUGUCUUCACUGACUCCCUUAAUUUAAGCAUCUGGUCAACAUUAUCAACACGGAAUUCCCCCCUUUUUGUUGUCAUGAUUUGCCGCUCAAACAAAUGUCAGUCAUCAAAUGUACCCAGAUAAAUAAAAAUAAUAAAACCCACUUUUAUUGGUUUGA
Corythoichthys intestinalis (scribbled pipefish) is the source of this 592-nucleotide messenger RNA. It is a transcript of the gene pvalb8, whose product is annotated as parvalbumin 8. Gene Ontology annotation, molecular function: calcium ion binding. The record is from RefSeq and is a predicted model, not a curated record. The transcript has 5 exons. Gene Ontology annotation, cellular component: cytoplasm. NCBI's taxonomy places the organism in Eukaryota, Metazoa, Chordata, Actinopteri, Syngnathiformes, Syngnathidae. Bases 69 to 398 code for a protein of 109 amino acids.